UUUCAAACAACCGCUCGAGCCGAAACCACUGGCGUCGCAACCAAACUACCCUCUGCACUCUCCGCCACUUCACAGUUAACCACGCCUUGCUUAAAUAUCCAUUGGCGCGCACACAACUACAUGCCAGAAUUCUUGUCUUGAUUGGCCAGUUUCGCUGUCAGUUACAGACUUUUUAGUUGUGUAGUUGGUUGUCUGGAGAGGGUUCGGGGUUGCUAUGUGUGUAGUAUAAAGUGGAACGUCUACGCGCUGAAAUGAUUUGAUGAAGUUUUAAAUAUAUAUUUUAAUCUAGUGAGUUUGGGGUAGAAUAUGAAAGGACUACAAUAUAGCAUUAUUCAAUCCGAAUUAUUGGCUUGAACUAAAGAAUUGAUAACACACAUCUGUGAAACAUGUCAAUAGACUUUGACAGCGCGGCCCUACAAACUCAGCAUGAAGAAGAAGAAUAUGACAGAGAAGACUAUGCCAGAGAACAGGAGCUGCACAAGUUGUUGACUGAUCUUCCUGAUGAUAUGCUGGAGGACAGCAGAGAUGUGUCCUCUCCAGAGCUCAAUUAUUCUGUUUGCAGUGCAAACGGGAUCUCGGGCAGACCUCCACAAACAUGGGAUUUGAAUAAUCGUCAAGGAGUAAUUAACACUGGAGGAGUGGAUUAUGAGGAUGGCUACAUUCAGGACCAGUACCAUGAAGAAUACUUUAAUAGGAAUGAUAACGAGCAUGUUAAUGGACAUGUUAACCAUGCUGAGCUGCAUGGUAAUGGAUGGAGUGAACAGCAGGAAGGGGAAGAUGCACACGGGUAUAUGUAUAACCACAUGGGUUAUGAGUACCUCAACACAGAUGCUCAAGAUGCUGCUGGUAGCAAGGAUUACAGUAUAGAUGAAAGAUUUGAACAAGAUCCAUAUGUCCAAACCAAUCCAUAUCACCCUCCUGGAACAUACCAACAACAUACCGGGGAAGAGUAUAAUCAUGAUGAUCAAAAUGUUCAGAGACAGCAGUAUCAGGGUUUUAUUGCAACCGGCAAUGUGGGUGACAAACCUAUGGACGGCUACAAAGUCAACUAUAACCGAUAUCUACCUGCAGUGCAGCCUAAAACCUUCAAUGCCGAAGUAAACAACAAAGAUGCCAAAUUUGAACAGAUGCAGAUAGAGUUCUUGGAUCCUGGUACAAAUUCAGCAGAAUCCCAACAAAUUGCACAGUUCCAGGUCCUCUACAAGGCUCGAGGAAGACAGCUUGAAGAACUUCAGCAAAAGCUGGAAGACUGUAGCCGAGACAUGAGAUACCUUAAUCACCAGCUUGCUAUAGCAAAGGAUGAAAAGGAGGGUUUGGCUCUUACCCUGCAAGAAUCUGGAAAGCUAAUUAAAGAUGGAAAGGAAAAGGAGGUGCAAUUAUCAGGGCAGAUUAAAGCCUUGGAGUUUCAAGUUCAAACCUUAACUGCCAAUGAAGAAAAGAAUUUGGAAAAACAGAAGGUGGCAGAGGCAGCCCUGGACAGUAUGCAGCAGCAGAUGAUGGAGCUCUGCCGUUCAGAAUCUCUUACUCGAGCCAGGGAGCAACACGAGAGCAUCCUUGCAGCUUUAAAGGAAAAGCAUGAAGACAAAGUGUUGGCUUUGCAGCAGAAACUAGAUGCACAGAGCCAUGCCUUAGAAGAGCAGAAAGAAACUUGUCAUCGCCUUCGAGAACAGAUAAAGCAACAAGAACGACAACAGGAAGAAGCCAAAUUGGAGAAAGUUGAAAUAAUCAACAGACUCGCAAAGAGCUUGGAGGAAAGCCAGCAGCAGUGCACAAACCUGCUGCAGACAGGUACAGUGCAGGAGCUCAACCAACUGAGAUUUCAGCUACAGCAAGCACAAUCUGCUAAAAACAUCAGUGACAGCAUGAACAAGUCUUUGCAGGAAGAGCUUGGUGAAUUAAAGGAACAAAUAACUCUUUAUGAAUCUGCUGGUAAAUUUGGAAUUCUUUCUACUGAUCCCUGUGGUGAGUCAGAGGCCCCAAUGUCUGAUUCCUAUGUGGAGCUGGGUAUCAAGAACGUUAACUGGAAAAACACAAAGUUUAACAGCACCUCAUCUGUCGGAAGAACUGAUAAGAGCAUGUCCAAGGAUGAUAUGAUAAUGGAACUUAAAGCUGAGCUGGAACGUUUCUUGGGCAGUUUUAAAGUCAAGAGACGAAAGAUUACCCAGUUACAAGAUGAACUCAAACAAACUCGGAGACAAAUGCAAGAACUGAAAACUCAACUGGAGAAAGCUGAAAAGAAUGCAAAAGAUCAUGAGGUGAGAGAAAACGGUUUGGAAAAACAACUGGAAACAUCAGUCGCUGAUAAGGCAGCGAAGGAGGAGGUGGAACGGCUUCAAAGUGAGAACCAAGCCUUGCAGCAGGUUAUUGAGAAACUAAAACAUCAGAUCAAGGAACUGAGAAAUAGCAAAGAGACGCUUAAAUCGGCAAACCAGGAGCUGUGCACCGAAAUGAGAAAGAUGAUGCAGGAUUUCGACCAGGAUAAGCAAGAGACCACUGAAAGGUAUGAAAAAACACACCAGCAGCACCGUGAGGAUAUUGUAAGUCAUUUGCGUGGAGAGUUAUUACAGAAGCAUGCGCUUGAGAAAGAGCAGCUGACGCAGCUUUAUGAAGAAAAGAUACAUUAUUUGGAGAUAAAACUAUCUGAUCUUAAUCAGGAGAUGGUUGGAGUACAAGAAUGCUACAUUACUGUCUGCAAGGAAAAGAACUUAUUGGAAGAAGAUUUAAGAGGGAAACUGGAACAAGAGAUGGCAUUAAAAGAGAAUGAGUUAAAGAAGCAAUUCUCUGAAGAAAAUAAACAUUCCUUAGAAAGUUUCAAGUCUGAAUUGGAAGAAAAGCACAGGAUCUUCAAAGCAACAACAAAGGACCAGUUGAUGAAGGAGAUGAAAGCUGAUCUCAAACAGCAGGUUAAUACACAGGUGGCAUUAGCGAAAGUUUCCUGGCAAGAUGAGCAGAAGCAGGUGGAAGAAGCAGCCAUUCUAAAAGCUGUGCACAAAGUCGAAGAGGAGUGGAGCCAGCGGUUACAAAAAUCUAUCAACGAUAUAAAACAUGAGCGUUUAACAGAUAAACGAGUGCAAGGUUGCCAGACAGAACAGUCUUCUGAUGCAGGUGGAAUUCCAGAAGAGGAUAUGGAAGAAAAAAUGAAAGCACAGAGACUGAAAUUGCAACAAGAAGCAGAAGCGUGUCAAGCUAUAGCUGUUAGGGAGGCUAUGAAAAAAACACAAGGUGAACUGGAAAAGAAACACCAAGAAAAUGUUGCAAAACAGGUAGAAACAGCUGUGUCCAAUGCUUAUACUCGCUGGUGUAAUGAGUUAAAUGCCCUUCCAGAGUACAAAGCCAGUCUCCAGUCAGAGAAAGAAAAGUGGGAGAAAGAACAUGAACAGGAUGUAGCCAAACGGAUAUCAGCAGUGCUCAAAGCAGCUGAAGAAAGAUGGAAGAAAACCCACCUUAAAGAAAUUGAUAGGAUGGAAGCAAGUGCUAAAAAUACAGAAGAGAAGGCAUUGUCUCUCCAGAGAAAAUUAGACCAUCAAAAGGAAGAGGAAGCUGCCCUCAUAAAGGCAGAGUUGGCCAAGGCCCAUGCACAGUGGAACAGGGAGAAACGAGAGGAAAUUAACAAAAUUCAUGAAGCUAAUGAAAAAGAUUAUCGAGCCUUUUUGGAAGAGCAUCGUAGUAAAUUAAAUGAAGUGGUCGCAGUAGCCAAGGAAGACUUUGAAAGGCAGAAAAAAGAAUUGAUAAUCAGAAAAGAGACUGAUUUCAAGCAGAUUCUCGAUAGACAACAGAAAGAAUGGUCAACACAGCAAGCGGAGAAAAUUGAGAGAGAGAAACGUCAAAAUGAGGAUGAAAUUCUCAUUGAGCUUGAGGUUUUGCUUGGUGAAAUCAAGGAGCUACUAGUUAAAGAUCCUAAUAGCCAGUCCCAAGCACCUGACAAAUCAUCAAGCACUCCAAAACAAGCACACAAUCAGUACUUUGGAAAAUUAAAAGCAUGUUUGGUGUCGACAUGCAAAGAUGUUGUUUCCAAAGUGAUGGAUGUCUCCAAACAAGAAUGGGAAAAGAAAAGUGAGGAAAAGCUACGCUGUGCUCUAACAGAAGAGAAACUUCGUCAUGAACAAGAAAUGAAAGCAAAAGAAGAACUUGGAAUUCAUCAUAAUGGUCAAGAGCAAGAAAAUGAACUGCUCUCCUGCAGUAAGCAUUGCAUUCAGAAGCUUGAAAAAUCACAAAAACAAUGUCAUGAUCUACGAAGAAACCUGGAGAAAGCUUGCAGGCAGCUUCAGCAGACUGUACGAGAGAACAAGGCUAAUGUGCAUAAAAUAAAAGAGUAUGAAGAGACCAUUAAGAAAGAAAGGGAAGAAGGUUUAAGAAGACUUCAAGAAGUGAAGGCAUCUGGGAAAACUGCAGCCACUGGGUCACAAACCGAAGACAAGUCUGAGCCCUGCAUUCAAGAAGGGUUAGAAGAAAUCCGGGAACAAUAUUUGAGAGCUGUUUGCAAAAUUAGAGGGGACAUGCUUCGGUAUAUCCAAGAAAGCAAGACGAGAGCAGCUGAAAUGAUAAGAGUGGAGGUAUUAAGGGAGCGACAAGAAACUGCUCGGAAAAUGCGAACAUACUAUUUGACCUGUUUGCAGCAACUGUUGGAAGAUGGUGGAAAGAAAGAAGGUGCGGAAAAGAAAAUUAUGAAUGCUGCUAGCAAACUAGCUGCAAUGGCAAAAGUGUUGGAAACGCCUGCUCCUAAUAGAAAGUGCAAUAAAAAGGAUGUUGUGACAGGUUCUGUAAGAAGAUCUGAAUCUGCUGCAGUGAACACCAAAAUCUUUGAGGAAAACACUCUCUGUGCUCUGUUAGACCACAAACCAAAACACUCUGCAAGCAAAUUACCAAGCAUGGAUACUGAUCAACCAAACGCCCAGGCUGCUGAUAAGGACACAUUGCAUAGCCAUUUUGUACAACGUGGUAAUGUUACAGCCACAGAAAGAAAUGUAUCCAAAGCUAUCUCGGCACAAGUUGAAAGGAAUGAUGUGCUUAGUGGUGUUGACCAAACAGGUGUAUUUCCACAUUUCAAAGAUGUAAACAGAAAACUGUACAGUUCAGCUGGACAAAAAAGCAAGGACAUUACUUGCAAUUCUGCUGUCUACCAUUCUCAAGUGAGUUUCGGCCAUGCACAUCUACUCAACACUGUUGAUAGUUUUGGUGAUACAGUAUCCACACAAUUAACUCUUAGAAAUCAAAGCAAGGAUAUGGUGCCAAAGGGACUUGACCACUGCCAAUCAGAAAACUGUUUUGCUGCUGAAUCUAUGAGCAGUCUGUUUGAUGUUCAGGAAACCCCUGUUAGAGAUGGUGGUCCAAGUGAUUGGAGUUCAGUAAGUUUAGGUACGAAACUGGAGAGCAACUUUCCACUAUCUAAUUAUUCUGCUAAUAAAACAGAACCCACAAGAAAGCACACCACAGAUAUACCUCCUUCUGUUUCAUCUGUUUUCAAUACUGAUGAUGUUUAUACGUCUGGGACAGAGUUUGUAGCUGAAUCUCAUUCUGUCAUUCCAAAAUGUGUGCCAGAUGUGCUCUCCAAGCCAAAAUCAAAGACCUAUCAAGACCCCAAUGCAGUUGGACUCAACUUGCCUUUUACUAAAAAAAGAGAACCUAUUCCAGGUUCUGAGAGAGAAAAGGUGUACAGAUUGUAUCCAAAGAAUUUAUUUUCAGAAGUAACAGCUGCUCAACAGGACAGUGGAUUUGAUAGUCCACUUCUGCAGAAAUAACCAUUAACAGUGCUAGAAGCUGAUUCCCUUAAACGGUGAUUGUUGCUGCAACAAUUGUUAUCUGUUAAAUUAAAUUGUAUAUAAACUAAAUACAUGAAGUAAGAAUUAUUACUAAUAUGUAGUGUGGAUAUCAAUUUUGGACCUGGUUUGUAUUAAUUAAUAAUUAGUGUGUUUACUGUCAGUUUGUUCAGGUUUUCCAUUUUAAAUUUGUAUAUUUUCAGAUUUGUUUUGUAAUAUAGCUUGCCGUGCACCUUUUUGUAAAAAAAAAAAACAUUUCUUUUUUUAAAAUUUAUUUAAUUUAAUAAAAAAUAAAUAAAGAUUUUAA
Acipenser ruthenus (sterlet) is the source of this 6063-nucleotide messenger RNA. Its product is annotated as centrosomal protein of 152 kDa-like. The record is from RefSeq and is a predicted model, not a curated record. Bases 387 to 5738 code for a protein of 1783 amino acids. Gene Ontology annotation, cellular component: centrosome. The transcript is spliced from 28 exons. Gene Ontology annotation, biological process: centriole replication. NCBI's taxonomy places the organism in Eukaryota, Metazoa, Chordata, Actinopteri, Acipenseriformes, Acipenseridae.